GUUGAUGUGCUGGUAGCUCAGUUUCCUCUCCACCGUUGGAUUGUCUGCAGGCUUUGGACGGGCUCACACUUACCGUCAUCCCCCUCACCUGUCAGGAUGUUCAUGCAUUUGGAGGUUUUCUAUUACGUUUUCAUUCUCCUAACUCACAUGAGGUCGUGCUGCUGCUGGUCAGUGAAUAAUUUCUUGAUGACUGGACCCAAGGCAUACCUGAUCUACUCCAGCAGUGUUGCAGCAGGAGCUCAGAGCGGCAUAGAGGAGUGCAAAUACCAGUUUGCAUGGGACCGCUGGAACUGCCCCGAGAGAGCUCUGCAGCUGUCCACACACAGCAGCCUGCGCAGCGCAAAUCGGGAGACAGCAUUCGUUCACGCCAUCAGCUCCGCCGGGGUCAUGUACACUUUAACCAGGAACUGCAGUCUGGGAGACUUUGACAACUGUGGCUGUGACGACAGCAGGAACGGACAACGAGGUGGUCAUGGUUGGCUCUGGGGUGGCUGCAGCGACAAUGUCGGCUUCGGAGAGGCCAUCUCCAAACAGUUUGUUGAUGCCUUGGAGACCGGGCAGGAUGCACGGGCAGCCAUGAAUCUCCAUAAUAACGAGGCCGGGCGCAAGGCUGUAAAAGGGACCAUGCAGAGGACAUGUAAGUGCCAUGGGGUGUCAGGAAGCUGCACCACUCAGACCUGCUGGCUGCAGCUGCCAGAGUUCAGGGAGGUGGGGAACUACUUGAAGGAGAAGUACCACAGGGCUUUGAAAGUGGAUCUCCUCCGAGGAGCGGGGAACAGCGCGGCUAGCCGGGGGGCGAUUGCCGAGACCUUCAGCUCCAUCUCUCGCAAGGAGCUGGUCCACCUUGAAGACUCCCCCGACUACUGCCUGGAAAACCGCACCCUGGGCUUGCCGGGCACAGAGGGCCGCGAGUGCCUCAAGAAGGGCAAGAACCUGAGCAAAUGGGAGAAACGCAGCUGCAAGAGGCUGUGUGGGGAGUGCGGGCUGGCCGUGGAAGAGCGCAAGGCCGAGAUGGUGUCGAGCUGUAACUGUAAAUUCCACUGGUGCUGCGCAGUGAAGUGCGAGCAGUGCAGGAAGACAGUGACCAAGUACUUUUGUGUAAAGAAAGGAGGUCAGAGGGGAAGGAACGAGAGUGCCGGCAGCCGCCGCAAGAACCUCAGGCUGAGGAAGAAGCACUGAGCGUCUUCAUCACCCCCUCCCCUGCUGUUCCACUGCAGCUCCUGUCAGACUCUGUGCAUGUUCAGAUAGUGUGUGUUUUGGAGAAAAACCUAGCAAAAAUACUAUUUCAGACCAUCUUCAUUGUCAGUUUUGUAUUAAAAGUUCAAGACAGUGGAAUGCGCACAAAGCCACAUGAUAGAGCAAAUGAGAAGGGGAGGUUUGACAGCGUUUGGUGUAAAUGUAUUUAAGAUAUAUUUUUAUACUUUUUACAACAUUUUUAAAAAGUCACCAGGCAUUUGAAGAGAAUUGUCUUCAAAAUUCUCCACAACACGAUUUAUUUAUUUUCAUACAGAAAACCUUUUGUUAAAAAUGAAACAGUUUUUACUUUUAGAGCAAAGGAUGAUCUAACUUUUGAGCAAUGUCAUAAUUAGCCUUUAAAAAUUGCAAUUUUCAAGAACCCGGUUAUAGGUUAUAUUCCCAUGAAUGCUGCAACUGUCAGCCAAGCUGUAAUCCUCACAUAUUUUAAGUAUCAGUGCCAAGCUUUGACUUUAUUUAGAAACAUUUUGACAUUGUUGGGCACGGUCUUCUCUCCCAUCGUCUGACUCGCCCUGUCCUUUGCUGCCCUCUUGAUGUAUUUAAUUGUAUAUAAAAUGAAGCACUUUGUACUGUACAUUGUUAAUUUAUUGCACAGGAUUUCCUAGUUUUGCUUUAUUGUUAGUUGCCUUUGUGGUUUGUUUUCUAUCAAAAUGUAAUGAAAGAAUAAUAAAUCCUUCAAUCCUACAUAUCAUAC
Messenger RNA from Lates calcarifer (barramundi perch), 1948 nucleotides. RefSeq names its product wingless-type MMTV integration site family, member 8b (gene wnt8b). Lineage: Eukaryota; Metazoa; Chordata; Actinopteri; Centropomidae. Gene Ontology annotation, cellular component: extracellular region. Gene Ontology annotation, biological process: cell fate commitment; multicellular organism development; canonical Wnt signaling pathway. The transcript has 6 exons. Gene Ontology annotation, molecular function: cytokine activity; frizzled binding. The record is from RefSeq and is a predicted model, not a curated record. Bases 97 to 1179 code for a protein of 360 amino acids.